Menidia menidia (Atlantic silverside) is the source of this 2471-nucleotide messenger RNA. The record is from the annotation of a GenBank genome assembly. NCBI's taxonomy places the organism in Eukaryota, Metazoa, Chordata, Actinopteri, Atheriniformes, Atherinopsidae.
AAAAGCAUCACAGCCUGUGUUCCACCAUCUUAAUAGAUAUUUUACCCCUUGUAAGGAGAGGCUUGUAGGUUGGGACAAGAAGGAUGAAAAUCUUACCGUUUCAUCAAAAGUCAGGUAUGCCUGCUUUGCUCUAGGCCACGAAUAAGAAUGGCAGGAGGCGUGGAGUCAUACAUACGGGAACUGUUCUCACCUCCAGUUCAGACCUGACAGAGCUGCGUUUGGUCUACAACAGAAAGGGCCAGAGUUUCAACAUGACUUUAAAAGUAACCUAUUCCUUAAUCUGCAGCCCUCACAGAGACUUCCGAAUGGCGUACGCCACUAGCACACUCGCGCAGGGCUGUUUUGGGAAGGUGUAUAAGGAGAGGUACAAUGAUACCUGGGCUGCUGUGAAGAAGGUCCCCCAGCAGCUCAUACCCAAGACAGACCUGGAGAGAGAGUGUAAAGUUUACAACGAAGCGAAUCAUCCAAACAUAGUGAAGCUUCUGGGCGACAUAACACUCAGGGAUGGGAAAUGGAUAAUUCCACUCGAGUUUAUCUUUGGAGAGGACUUAGAGACAACUAUCUUCAAGUCUUCAAAGUCAAAGAUACAGCUGACACCAGCAAAUAAAAACACCAUCAUUGUUGGCAUGUGCGAAGGCCUGCUUCACCUCCACUCGAAAGACAUUGUCCAUCAAGACUUAAAACCUGAAAACAUCAUGGUGGAACAUGACACAAACCGAGCUGUAAUCAUAGACCUUGGACUUGCCAAGUUCUUCAGAUAUGGUCUUAACUCUGCAAUGGACAUGGGUAAUGAGGCCUACUCAGCUCCUGAGAUUUUACAGAGGCGCAGCCAACGGAACCAGCGCUCAGAUGUCUGGGCCAUGGGGAAGAUUAUAACUGAGCUCUGCGCUAGAGUUCGGCUAUACACGCCUAGUGUCUGCCCUGCCAAGAUCAAGGAAACCAUUGGGGAUCAGCCGUACUGCCAUAUUGUGUGUAAGAUGGUAGAGCCUAACCCUUCUUUGAGGGCCACAUUGAGUCAGGUCAUAGGUGAAAUACGAAGAGUAGGAGGCAAAGGCACUGUCACUAAUGCACCUGUUCAAAAGGAACUGCUUAAGAUACCCUUACCUGACACUCCUCGAAACCGCUUCCCAUCACCAAUAAACAGAGGCGCAUCUCCACUACACAGGGAUGUAUCACCCAUGAACCGGGCUGCACCAGCUUUCCAGAGAAAUCCAGUACCCGCUAACCAAGACAGGUCUCCAUCACCACUGAAAUUCGAGCGCACCCCCAGACCCAAUUUAAAACCCAUGCAUCCCCAUGGACAGUACUGUCCUCCUUCCCCUAAGCCAGCGAAGGAAAGGAGCAAAGAGCAGGGACUGGUCCCAAAAGGCAGAGCAGACAUCACAGACGACAUGAUGAAGAUGAAGUUGUACCACGAAGCUGCCAAGGAUCUCCCCUGCGACCUUCCAACAACAGGAAAGGUGGUGGUGCGUCGCUUUGAGCAUAAAAAUGGGGAGUGUGAAAGAUGGACGCAGACGGAGGUGGUCACCCGUGAUGGACAGAUAAUCAAGUUUGACGAUAUUAAGUUUGACAGCAAAUAAGGUGUGGAAUAUGCAUGCUUUGCAAAUGAUAGCUGAAUGACUGGUUUACUUUUUGGCUUUAUAUGACGUGACGUGUUCGAAGUGUGGAAAUGAUUUAAAGACAAGUGCUAUUAUUCUUCCAGAGUCUUUUCGAAUUGUUUUUGGCUAUUGGAAUUUGAAUGAUGAACGAGGGCCUGAGAAUUUCAUCCAUGAAAAAAAACACACUAUAAAGUACUCAAUGCUUUCUCUCAAAUGUCCACACAUGAAUCCUGCAUUUUUGCACAUAAAAUGAGUCACCUCAAUCACUCACGGAUCGAUGAGCAUGUCAAACACCGUCUCACUGUUGAUCCUCUUGAAAAAAGAAAUAAUUUAAUAUCCCAUUAAGCUGUUUUUAUUAAGCAAAGCUGCAGUGAUUACCUGUAUCCAACACCACAGCUAACCAGCAAUUAUACUGUAAAUAAAAACUUAACCUGAGGCUCUCAAACCUUUUCACCCAGCCACAGUUUAAAAUAAGCAUGCGUUUCCACCAGUUAUGCAAAGUCAAGCUCAUGUUCACAACAAUCAUGUGCUGUCAAUGAGCGACACAAGGCUUCUGUUAAGAUGAACGCACUUACUUUUAUAUAGCAUGUAAUAACUUUUUAGAAGCGUAUUUCAAACAGAUUGAAAAGUAGAAUAGCUUAGCCUUCUGAAAUGCAUUACGCAUGUAAAUACUGAUGUGGCAGUACCAAAUUCAAAUGGAGGGCCAGACAUCUGCCUGUUGGCCUCCAUAGUUAGAUAACAGGCAAGUAUGAUCACGUAUUCUUUACAUGGAAGUGUGAAACUGAUUACUGCAAACCUGUGUUAUCUGUGAAAUGUAAUGCCUACAAUAUGAUAUGACCAGCAUUCACAAAUAAAUGAUGGAUUUAUGUUUGC